Molecule: messenger RNA, 4779 nt
Organism: Dreissena polymorpha
Lineage: Eukaryota; Metazoa; Mollusca; Bivalvia; Myida; Dreissenidae
Product: palmitoleoyl-protein carboxylesterase notum1-like
Exons: 12
Coding region: 714-2462 (582 amino acids)
Molecular function (GO): hydrolase activity
Source: RefSeq, a predicted model, not a curated record
UUGUAAGAAAGGUGGCGAAACCCUGUGAAGAAAAUACGCCAGUUGGGAUGCAUUUGGCUAUUUUUUGUUAUUUAAAACACUACCGUUUAAUCGCAGUGCGACGGAGAUUGGAGAAAUAACUGGGUCUAUAUAAUAAAGGCGUGUUUUGAAUAAUUUGCGACCUGUAGAUUUGGACGCUAACAGGCGUUUAAUGCGGCUUUAAGCUUCGGGCUCAUUACAUUCAUUAUUAGUUGAUAGUGUUUUAUAACUCAUAGUACCAUGGAAGAGUGCAAACGUUCAUGGAUUACCAAUUAUUAAAGUAAUUUAACUUCAGAUAGCUUGAAUAGUUUAUUAAAAUUGAGCGUUGCGAUUAUUAUUAUUAUUAUUAUUAUUAUAUUUUGGGAUAUAUUACAUUUAACAUACAAAAUAAACAAAAUAACAUGGUAUUUCUUAAUACAUUUAUCAUGAUAAAAUGUUAACAGGUUUAAAUAAUCGCCAAAACACUUGUAGUCGGUCACAUUGAACGUUUUUUAAUGCAUACAACGGCUGGAUAAAGUAUGUGAUACACACCUUUGAUGUACCUAUAAAACUGUGGAUGCAAACUACAUAUUUUAUAGAGCUUUAUUUCACAUUAUUAUAUAAGAUGUUCACCAUGUAGUUCGAAAAAAUCGAUCAUAUAGAUGUAAAGAAAAUGACACAAGGAUAUAUAAAACAGAACAUUACUACUUAAGAAAAUGCGGGAUUGUGAGAUUCGAUUGUUAUGGAUUUUCGCGACAUGUGCACUAGCCAUGGUGACGUCAUAUUCAAUACAUGACCACAGGAGCGCUAAUGACAUCAAUUUGGAUUUUGAGCAGCUCGAGAAGCUUGGCAAGACGGACAGUUUAAUAAAAGCACUGAAGGAGAUAGCCCAGAGCUCUCACGACUGCGGUGUCCGAGAUGUCCCAAAACUGCGCCGGAAGUUCCUGUCCAACGACUCAAUCACGUGCAAUGACGGAACCCCCGCCGGGUACUACAUUCGAAAGUCGUACGGUAGUAAGAAGUGGAUUGUAUUCCUCGAAGGUGGUUGGUACUGCUUCGACAGUGUCAGCUGUCAGAUGAGAGCCAGCACAGACGGAAUGCGUCGCUUCAUGACAUCAAAGGGAUGGCCAAAGAGAAAAUCAGCGACCGGGAUAUUAUCCUGGAAUCCAGAAGAAAAUCCAUAUUAUUUUCAUUCCAAUAUUGUAUAUAUUCCAUAUUGCUCCAGUGAUACGUGGAGCGGUACAGCCCCUAUGGGGGCCAAUGGCAACCCCUAUGCGUUCAUGGGGUCCCUGAUAUUAGAGCAAGUCAUUCGAGACCUUAUACCUCGAGGCCUGAAGAAGGCCACAAAGCUAAUACUCGCUGGAAGCAGCGCGGGAGGCACGGGCGUUUUAGUCAACCUAGACCGCGUUGCGGACCAAAUGGCCGAGAUAGCACCUGGCGUAGAAGUCCGAGGUAUUGCCGAUUCGGGCUGGUUCCUGGAUUAUCCACAAUACCGCUAUAAGGAUUGCGUCGAGGCGCUCACGUGCGCACCGGUGGACGGAACCAAACGGGGCAUCAAGAUGUGGCAAGGUCGUGUCCCGGAAGCAUGCAUGGCGGAUUACCCAGAGUCCGAGCACUGGAGGUGCUAUUUCGGUUACAGAAUGUAUAAAUCCUUGAAAACGCCCCUGUACGUGAUACAGCACCUGUUUGACGAGGCACAGAUCCUCGUGGACAACGUGUUCGAGCAGACGCAAAUCCGCGGCGACACUUCGGCUGCCAUGGUGACAAAGUCGCAGUGGCAGUACCUCCAUAAACUGGGGCAGGAGGUCAGACGGACGCUGGAGAAUGUAACUGCGGUGUUCGCGCCCGCGUGCCUCUCGCACGAGGUCCUCAUGCGAAUGGACUGGUUCAACGUCAGCAUUAACAACAUCAAACUGGGCCAGUCCAUUUACUGCUGGGAGAACAGCUACAAAUACGACAGAUGUAUUAAAAGCACUACCUCUGUAAAUUCCAUCGUGCCGUUGAACUACAUCUUACAAGGCGACUCACCAAAGAAUAACGUAACCAAGCAACGGAGUAAUAAGAAUAACAAACACAAGAAGAGGCUGAAGAAACUUGAGAAGAUCCGGCGAAGACAGGAGCGAAAAGAUCGAAAAAGAGACAACAGGGCGCACAAGAAUAGAAAACGGCAUAAUAAGGGCAAGAAAACAGAACAAAGCAGGACGCGGCGUCACAAAUAUCCAACCGGAAGUUGCUUUCAUCAUCUGAUUGACUCAUGCCCACUCCCACAAUGCAACGCGUCUUGUCCUAAAUAUAGAAAUCGGUAUACGGGUGACGAGAUGGACUUUCUACGCAUGUUCAUUCGUUAUGGCAUAGACCGGAAGGAAAUAGCCGAGUUAAUCGGCCAAGAUGUGUCUGUGGUUGAAAACAUGGAUGACAAUACAUUGACGCGGCUGAUUUUAAAAUUUGUGGACAGAGGGUCGUGACGAAACUGAUGACGUCAUUGUUCGGAUGACACGUGUAUGAAUAUACAUAUACCUGUGAUUGUAAUGGUUCUAAAUACACAGUGUACCACAUGUACACACAUUAAACUCAAAUAGUAACGAUCUCGCGUUUGUAGUGCGCGUAGAAUGACGAGAUGCGUGGAAAAUGGUACUAUUGUCAAGAUUUGAGUUUUGAGCUGAACGAAAUUUGUGCAUACGCAUUUUGACUCAGUGAUGAGAAGCUUGUUUCAGAGAAGUUGUGCUUUUUAUUGCGUCCACAUUUUGGAGUUAAUUACCUCGUCUAAAACAAUCGAGAUAUUCUUGUUUCUUGCUUUAUUAAAAGAUUGAACGUGCAUAAUUUAUUGUGUACAUAUGUUCAUAAUGUUGUUUAUUAAUUUAACCAUUAUUUUCCAUGGAAAUUCCAUAUUUCAAAUAUAUACAAUGCAGCAUUAGGUUUAAAUUUGAAUAUUUAAUAAGGGUAAUUUAUUUUAAUUGAUUGUGUUGUUAUUUUGUAGAAUUUAAGAUGUUUUGGGCAAUUCUUAUGCGUAGUUUCUUUUGAUUUGUUUGGUAUGAUUUAAAUUGCAUGUAUAGCAUUUUAAUAUUUUUGAAAACAAUGCAGUAUCUUUCUAGACAAUUUAAUGAGAUUUACUGAGAUUGAUGUUAUGUUUUAUUAUUUUGUCUAUGUUCAAAUCAAAGAUAUAUUCGGGGAAACUUAUUAAUAACUUUGUGUAGCCUUUUCAUCAAAGUUAGAGAAACAAUUGUGUCAAUUUUGAUCACGGUAUUUUUAUUUGAUUUUACAUUAAUAUUAGAAAGCAUCUAUUCAUAACAAUCCACGCAACAAACUGUACAGCGUUUCUUCUAUUAAUUAUGAUCUUCUAAGAAAGAAAGGAGAACAUUAGCGUAAAAGACAACACAUUUAAGCUAUUUAUGCCUAGCGUCUAGAAAAAAGGCCUUGGCAAACAGCGUAGACCUAGAUGAGUCGCCGCAUGAUGCGGCGUCUCAUCAGUGUCUGCGCUGUUUGCUUAAAGGAAUUUCUGUAAGAAAUACUCUAAAUAUAGAAUAAAUAUACUAGACAUCCCUAAUUUUGGAAAUAAAUUGAUCCAAUUUAGAAGGAUGGGAGAGUCCACUAGGCAUAAAUGGGUUAACAAUGCAAAGAUGUCAGGCAUCUAACACAGCAUGGUACAAUAGCUCAUGGUACAUGGUACUCUCAUUUUAAUUACACAAACUUGAUAUUACAUUAUGUUAGACUCAAACCAUUUUUUAUUAUUGUUAUUUAUUCGUCAAUCACAACUCUAUGUCGUUCUGUGACGUGGUUUUUGUCCGAUAAGCUACACUAAAUCGAAAAAGGUUUCUUCAAUAUAACAUACACUUUAUAUAGUUUUAUUGGGAUGAAUAACAUCUCACUAACAGAUAAGUAUACAAUAACAAUUUAGUACGCGUUAACCUUUUGGCUGAUGUUACAUUGAAUGCAUCGGUAGGAACACAUGCAUAGCUUACGUACACAAACACAUAUUGGCGCUAAAUGAACAUAAUCAAUAACAUUCUAUUAAAUAUGUUUUAAAUAACUUAUAAUUUAUUCAGGACGUGUUCUACCUACAAUUUUAGCUGUGAUCGAAAUAACGUAUUUUAUUUUGAAAUGUCAAUUUACUUUUCUUUAAUUAUUGCCCUGUUUAUUCUGUUGUUAAUGACAUUCGAUGGUAACAUGCAGUUUUAUUUUUAGACUUUGACAGAUGUAUUAAAACAGAUUAUAUAAAAUUGUAAUGUAUUUAACAACUUUAUGCAUAAGAAAUACAAUUAUGCGUAUCCCAUUAGCGUUGUUAGUCUCAAUAAGGAUAUUGCUUUGUUUUUAUUUUCUUAAGCUUAAGGUAAUUUCUGCACUUUACAUACAAGUAUUAUGUAUCUGCCACGUAUAUUAUCGUGAAACAUUUUCAUUUAAACCUUUUUUGCUGAUAUAGUCUAAGCUCCUUUGAAAUUGGCAUAUGGAAACGCUCUCCAAUGAAAAUCUUUAAAUGAAAUAUAAUGUUUAAAUCAACUUUUAAAUGACGUUAUUUUUUCGGUAUAAAUAAAAAUCUUCCUGUAUGUUAAAUUAUUGCUGAGCAAGAAAAUAUCCGCUCAAAUGUUUCCUUGAUACUGGUAAUACAUUUGGCAAACAGUUAUAGGCUAAAUGCAUGUACAAGUAAGCAUUGUUGCAAUAUUUGCAUCUUCAACAAAAAGCAAAAUCUACAUGUAACCUCCAUAACGAAAUUGUUUACGGGUAUUUUUCAUGUAUUUAUGUACAUACAUCCUUUUGAAAACACAAUAAAAGAAAUGUUCAACAUCG